Anopheles marshallii is the source of this 1299-nucleotide messenger RNA. It is a transcript of the gene Ahcy, whose product is annotated as adenosylhomocysteinase. The transcript is spliced from 3 exons. Gene Ontology annotation, cellular component: cytosol. Gene Ontology annotation, biological process: L-methionine cycle. NCBI's taxonomy places the organism in Eukaryota, Metazoa, Arthropoda, Insecta, Diptera, Culicidae. The coding region runs from base 1 to 1299 and encodes 432 amino acids. The record is from RefSeq and is a predicted model, not a curated record. Gene Ontology annotation, molecular function: adenosylhomocysteinase activity.
AUGGCAAAACCAGCGUACAAAGUCGCCGACAUUUCACUGGCCGAGUUCGGGCGGAAGGAAAUCGUUCUGGCCGAGAACGAAAUGCCCGGCCUGAUGGCGUGCAGACAAAAGUACGGCCCACUGAAGAUCCUGAAGGGUGCUCGGAUAGCUGGCUGCCUGCACAUGACCAUCCAGACGGCAGUUUUGAUCGAAACGCUGAUCGAGCUGGGUGCCGAGGUGCAAUGGAGCAGCUGCAACAUCUUCAGCACGCAGGAUCAUGCUGCCGCAGCCAUGGCGAAGGCCGGUGUGCCGGUGUACGCGUGGAAGGGUGAAACGGACGAGGAGUACAUGUGGUGCAUCCGGCAGACGCUCAUCUUCCCGGACGGUAAGCCGCUGAACAUGAUCCUGGACGAUGGAGGCGACCUAACCAAUUUGGUGCACGCCGAACAUCCGGAACUGCUGAAGGAGAUUCGCGGUUUGAGCGAGGAGACGACGACCGGUGUGCACAAUCUGUACAAGAUGUUCCGCGAGGGUCGCCUCGGUAUGCCGGCGAUCAACGUGAACGAUUCGGUUACGAAAAGCAAGUUCGACAAUCUGUACGGAUGUCGGGAGUCGCUGCUAGACGGUAUUAAGCGUGCGACGGACGUGAUGAUUGCCGGUAAGGUGUGCGUGGUCGCCGGGUACGGUGAUGUGGGCAAGGGUUGCGCACAGGCGCUAAGGAGUUCCGGUGGCCGCGUGCUGGUCACCGAGAUCGAUCCGAUCAAUGCGCUGCAGGCGGCGAUGGAAGGGUACGAGGUAACGACGAUGGAGGACGCAAGCAAGGAGGCACAAAUCUUCGUCACAACGACCGGCUGCACGGACAUCAUUAUGGGUGAGCACUUCCUCAACAUGAAGGAUGACUCGAUCGUGUGCAAUAUCGGCCACUUUGACUGUGAAAUUAAUGUGAAAUGGUUGCACGAGAAUGCGGUGAGGAAGGUGAACAUCAAGCCGCAGGUGGAUCGGUAUGAGUUGAGCAACGGGAGGCAUGUCAUCCUGCUGGCGGAAGGACGUCUGGUGAAUCUGGGCUGUGCCAUGGGACACUCGAGCUUCGUCAUGUCGAACUCGUUCACCAACCAGGUGCUGGCACAGAUAGAGCUGUGGACGAACCAGGAGAAGUACGCGAUCGGCGUGCACGUGCUACCGAAGAAGCUGGACGAGGAAGUGGCCGCCUUGCAUCUGGACAAACUUGGCGUGAAGCUGACAAAAUUGAGCCCGCACCAAGCAGAGUACCUUAACCUACCGGCCGAGGGACCAUACAAACCGGAUCAUUAUCGCUACUAA